Molecule: messenger RNA, 3035 nt
Organism: Echinops telfairi (small Madagascar hedgehog)
Lineage: Eukaryota; Metazoa; Chordata; Mammalia; Afrosoricida; Tenrecidae
Gene: RIMKLA
Product: ribosomal modification protein rimK like family member A
Exons: 5
Coding region: 1-1176 (391 amino acids)
Biological process (GO): protein modification process
Cellular component (GO): cytoplasm
Molecular function (GO): ATP binding; metal ion binding; ligase activity, forming carbon-nitrogen bonds
Source: RefSeq, a predicted model, not a curated record
AUGUGCUCCCAGCUGUGGUUCCUGACGGACCGGCGGAUCCGCGAGGACUACCCGCAGGUGCAGAUCCUGCGCGCCCUCCGGCAGCGCUGCUCCGAGCAGGACGUGCGCUUCCGAGCCGUGCUCAUGGACCAGAUCGCCGUCACGGUCGUUGGAGGCCACCUAGGACUGCAGCUGAACCAGAAGGCCCUCACCACUUUCCCAGAUGUGGUGCUGGUACGGGUGUCCACACCCUCGGUGCAAUCAGACAGUGACAUCACCGUCUUGAGACACCUGGAGAAGCUGGGCUGCCGCUUAGUCAACCGCCCACAGAGUAUUUUAAACUGCAUCAACAAAUUCUGGACAUUCCAAGAGCUGGCUGGACAUGGGGUCCCCAUGCCAGACACAUUCUCCUAUGGUGGGCAUGAAGACUUUUCAAAAAUGAUUGACGAAGCCGAGCCCCUGGGCUACCCAGUGGUGGUGAAGAGCACUCGAGGGCACCAGGGGAAAGCUGUUUUUCUUGCAAGAGAUAAGCAUCAUCUUUCAGACAUCUGCCAUUUGAUCCGCCAUGAUGCGCCCUACCUGUUCCAGAAGUAUGUGAAAGAAUCACAUGGAAAAGAUAUCCGGGUGGUGGUCGUAGGGGGCCAAGUGAUAGGCUCUAUGCUCCGCUGCUCCACGGAUGGACGGAUGCAAAGCAACUGCUCUCUCGGUGGCGUGGGCGUCAUGUGCCCACUGACGGAGCAAGGCAAGCAGUUGGCCAUUCAAGUGUCCAACAUCCUGGACAUGGACUUCUGUGGUAUUGAUCUCCUCAUCAUGGAUGAUGGCUCCUUCGUGGUGUGCGAGGCCAACGCCAACGUGGGUUUCCUUGCCUUCGACCAGGCGUGCCACUUAGAUGUGGGUGGGAUCAUUGCAGACUACACCCUGUCCUUGCUGCCAAGCAGGCAGACUGGGAAGAUGGCCCUCCUCCCAGGACUGUCUGGCCCCAUGGAGCUGAAGGAGGCAGACGGCUGUGCUGCAGCUCAGGGAGUCCCCGGGAGCAUCUACGCUAUCAAUAAUGGGUCUACCUCGAGUGAGAGUGAGCCCGAACUGGGGGAGAUCCAAGCUCCCUCCGCCAGCACAACCGGGGUCCCACCAUCCGGACUGCCUGAGCCUGGCUACAACAUGAACCACAGGAUUGCUUCUGAAUUAAAACUGAAGUGAAUUCCUCAUUUCUUUUUUCCGGCAGCAUUUGAACCAAAUCCUCCUGCGUCCCUGGUAGUUUUGAGAGAAUAAAAUCUAGAAGCACGUGAUUUCCUUUGCACCGAAACUAGAAAUCCCAUCUGGGCAUGCAGCUGUCUUUCCAACGAUGAUUUAAGCAAACAGUCUAGCUGUGUGGUUUUGUUGUUUGUUUUACAAAGACAAGAUAAAAACAUGCACCAAAAAAACCCAACAUCCUGCCUGAUCGAUUUGAGCCCACAUCUGCUGCAAGCCCUUGGAAACUGCCGCUGGCUGUCAGGCGCUGACUCUGUCUUGCUGCUGCUUCUGGCUUUGUGGAGUAGAGCCCAUGACCUCAGAGUGCCUCCUGGGAAUACUGUACUCUGAACACUGUUCAGGACGGAGGUGUGAGCAGAAGAGGCGGGGGUGGGGCGGGGAUGGUAGUGGUGACUGCAGUAAUGUUCUCAUCGGUGUGUGUGAGAGAGAGCGCGAGGGAGGUUGGCGAAUUCAUGACUCAGACACUAUGAGAAGAUCUAUCUCUGCUCCAUCUUGACCAUAGUUCUCCCACACUCAGGAUACGGUGUUUCAAGGAGCUUCCUAGUUAACAUUUCCAAUGAAGCACUUUGUAGAAAGUGAGCUAGCAUAGCACUGCUUGGCAAAUGCCCUGCUUUAUAAAUGGAGCUUUCUACAAACUGCUUUGAUCCCACUCCUAGUGUAUAGACCCUGCUUCAACGAAUGCCAGCCCCAGCGGCUCUUGAACCUUUGCUGCCUUUGGCCUCUGCUGGAAAUGGACUCCAGUGAGCUAGUGGCCACACUUUAUUUCUUGAGCGUGUAGUAGGAUCCAACCCCAUAGACUUCUCUUUCAGUGGACUCACAGAAAGCUACUGGAAGAUAAUUGUUCUUCCGAAAUUUUGUGUACAACAUCGCUGUAGGAGGUUUUAUUGUAUGAGGUUUUGUUGUGUUUGCUGUAUGUAUUGGUUUAUUUAUAUUGUAUGUUUGUGUUAGUAGAGCCAUUGAAAGCACACUGCACUCUGCUUGACAGCCUAGUCUUAUCCGGGCUCCAUAGACCUGCCUUUACCAAGUUUUCCAAACUGGAGAGACUCAGGUAUCAGAAAUUAAUUACUCAUUGCACUUUUUUUUUUUUUGCAGGGGGGCAGGGAACCUAAUGUGGAACAGACACCAAGUGCUUUUCGUUUUAACUCCUUAAGCAGGAGAUGAUGGUCCUUCCCUUGGGACCACUCAUGGAAAUGGCAUUUUCCACGCCUGUUUAUACAGAGUAUGACUAUAAAUAUGUAAGGCUCCCCCACCAGCCUGUAUGCAUUUCAGAGUUACCAUCAUUGGAGUUCUUUUCCUGAGAGACUAUGCUCUUGACCUGCAAUAUUGCAUGUAACAGGAACAUCUAGGGCUCCUAUUUGGCAAUAUCUUGGAAGCCAUGCACAGGAAGAGGCCCCACAGCUUUACAGUCAGACACUGUUCUUUGAUACUUGCUCCCUCCCCACCACUAGACAUAGUCCCAAACAUCACCAUCCAUUUUGUCUAUCAGGCUUACUGUCUAAUAGUCUUUGGCUGUUCUUCCCCCCUCUCAAUUCAUCCCUCAAAAAAAUGAGCCUAUGCUUAAAGGACAAAGAUUUGCUAACAUUAAGGAAGCUUAUAAAUGGGCAUUUUUCCAAGAAGGUUCUAGAAAUGUCUUCCUGGACUGAACUCAUGUCUUCCCAAAGCAACAACAGUCAUUUGGAUAUGUCAGUUCUUGUACACUGUCUCACAGUCACAUCUUGUAUUUAUUCUUCUGUAAAUGUGAAAUAUAUAGAAACCAAAUAAUGGCAUUUUUUUUUACAACACAUUCAAAUAGUAUUUGACUUUUUAAA